Vespa velutina is the source of this 4174-nucleotide messenger RNA. RefSeq names its product GRAM domain-containing protein 2B-like. Gene Ontology annotation, biological process: intracellular sterol transport. Lineage: Eukaryota; Metazoa; Arthropoda; Insecta; Hymenoptera; Vespidae. The transcript is spliced from 9 exons. Gene Ontology annotation, cellular component: endoplasmic reticulum membrane; endoplasmic reticulum-plasma membrane contact site; plasma membrane. The record is from RefSeq and is a predicted model, not a curated record. Gene Ontology annotation, molecular function: sterol transfer activity; sterol binding. The coding region runs from base 1411 to 3327 and encodes 638 amino acids.
AUUCUCGAGUAAAAUUAAAACGUUAUCUCUAUCUCGAUUUUUCUCAAUCGGUUAGAUUCAAUUAAGUAGUUGAUUUCGUAGAAUUAUUUCGCAUUACAAAUAUUAUCUCGUCGAGUUAAAAAAGAUCGAAAUCUAUAUUGAAUUACAUCGAAUGAAGUAUCACCCGGUAUAAAAAGAGCACACACAUACUACGCAAUUCAAGUGAAACACCGUCAUUUUAUUUUUUGAAAACGAGACGAAUUAAUUGUGAAAACGAAAUGCAUCAAAAGAAAAAGAUAAAAAUCAAGAAUCGAACGAUUGAAUUGAUGAAGAAAUUUUAAUGCUAAUUUUAAUCUCAUUUAAGAUAAACGAACGAUAUAUAAAAUUAAAUUUAAAAAAAAAGAAAAAAAAAUUGGAAAAUUCAUUGAAUGAUUUAACAUCUAAUUUGACUAGUGUGGUACGUAAGAGAUUGUUCAAGCUGACGAGGGCGAUAGUCUCGGGAGUUUCGCGCCAAAAGUUAUUUCGUAGUUGCGUCGUAAUGGUCACGCGUAAAAUUUGAUUUGCGAUCAAAUUUUCUCUCCCUCUCUCUCUCUUUCUCUCUCUCGUUAAAGUACGAGGUAUAAUAAAGUAGAUCAAAAAAUAUCUUCGAUCGAGAAAAAGGAUCAAAUGGAGAAGAAAAUUUUCGAUAUAUUCGUUAAGAAAAAGAAAGAAAAGUAAUUGAAAAAUGUUAGAAAAGAUUUUUCAUCCCAAUGGACGAGGACGAAAAGAGAGAGAGAGAGAGAGAGAGAGAGAGAGAGAGAAAAGGAAGAAGAUACGUACGGGAAAUAUGUGUACAUAUGUACGAUAAUUGGUGUUUGUUUGCUGUGUCAACGAAACGACUGUGGUCGGAAAUGGUCGAGAAAUGCAAGGACGUUAUUGAAGAGAGAAGGUUAGAGAUAGAGAUAGGGAGAUAGAAAGAGAGAAAGAGAGAGAGAACAUAUUACUUCGUAAUAUGGCAUUGACGACGGAUUACGAAGGGAAUUCGUUGUUUCUCGAUAGGCCGGGCACACGUGACCAUUUACUCUCAGUUUCAUUGGUGAAUCUGUUCGAUUAUGUAUCAGAGAGAGAGAGAGAGAGAGAGAGAGAGAGAGAGAGAGAGAGAGAGUGCAUAAGAAGAAGAAGGGACUGUGUAAUGUACUUUCAACGGUCGAUAGAGAGAAAGAGAGAGAGAGAAAGAGAGAGAGAGAGAGAGAGAGAGAGAGAAAGGCAUCCUCAGAAAUUUCUACCUGUGUUUAGUUGGCCGGCGGGUCGUAAGCCGAUCUCUCUCAUAUAUCGUCAUUUCAUUUUCCUUUAUUUCAGUGAAACGCAUAUCCACGUUUAAAUAUUAUUCAAUAAUAAUAAUAAAAAAGAAAAAAGAAAAAUAACAAUAAUUAAUAAAAGAAAAGAAAAACUAUGGCAUUGGCAGAGGGUGAAACUAACGGCGAAAUCAACAAUACCAAUGGUGGUAGCAAUCUUCGACGUGGUAGCAGUUUACGAUUACCUCCUGCAGCAUCUGUCGGUAGUACAGAGAACGAGUUGGGCACGCAGUUACGUCGAGGGGGUUCCCUGAGGAUCCCACGGACAAGAACAGAGGAUAGAAGGACGUUGGUAGUUGAUAGUGCAAGUUCGUUGCGAGUACCAAGCGACAAAAGAUUAUCGUCUUCUACACCUUCGACUAAUUCAUCAUCAUCGUCCUCGGAAGUUAACGGAAGAAACGGAGGAUGCGAGAGACCGAUACGACCCGCCAGGCGUUCAGCUUCAACAUUGGACCAACCAGCACCCGAAUAUCUUGCCCGAAAUCUUCUUCAAUUAGGAUGUCCUGUUAUUUCUAUGCCUACGACAGUGGCGCCCCUCUAUUGGACCGCCAGCUACGACGACGAUAAUCGCAGACCUCGUGGCGGCGUUGGAUCGGAGCAUCCGCAGAGUAGCGACAGCGAUGAUUCCACCGCGACGCACAACCAAAAUCAGGGUCAAGGUUACGGGCAUGGACAUUCUCAUGGACAGUUCGACUCUUAUACCGUGCCCAAAGUCCAAGUGUCGGGACCACCGAACCCUUCUGAAUCCUCUUCCGUCGUCAAUGGGUCUGCGGGGUCCAUAGGAGCACGUUCGGCGCCAAGUACACCGCUUCAAACUACAACACCUGGGGUACCGCAAACGGGCCAACAAUCAAUCAGUCCUUCUCAGCUUACCGUUGUCACUAAUAUCCAAGUUUCCCAACCACCAAGGAGUCCGAGUCAUGCGGCACUGAGAUGUAAUGACAGUCAGCUAUCAAAGCCAUUGAGCAGGAGUACUCCAUCGAUGGCAGCCGGUGGUAUUGUUCAAACACCGGCGAAGAUCAGUAGAUCUUCAUCAAGAUCCUCGCCAUCGUCCACUAGUAGUGCAAGACAAAAGAAAUUUCAUCGGCAUUUUACUCAGGUAGCCGCGGAUGAACGUGUAUUAAAUUACUACAGUUGUGCGCUGGUGGGCGAUAUCCUACUUCAAGGUCACCUUUACAUAACACCGAAUUAUUUCGCCUUCUAUAGCAACGUUUUCGGUUACGUUACAAAGUUGUUAAUACCAACGGCCUCGGUGUUGAAGAUCAGUAAAGAGAAGACGGCUAAGAUCAUUCCAAAUGCUGUCGCAGUAGCGACCGAGGAUGAAAGACACGUUUUCUGUUCUUUACUAUCGAGAGAUUCGACCUUUAAACUGAUGAAACAGGUUUGGGACGAAGCAAUAAUACCAAGAGCUUCACCGGACGUAUUACCACUUCCCGAUGAGGCAAAAUUAUUACCACCGGAUACGUUGCUGGUCGACGAUUCGGAAGUUAAUCCUGAGGAAGAUGAUUCGAGUAUGUCAGAAAGCGGCACCGAUCAAACCGCUUCGAGACCACCAACUGUUUGUACCGAUACCGAUGGUUUAUCACCUACUAUUUCUAGACCAAGUCAUACUCCUGUUCCUAAUACCAGAAUGGAUUCAGUGACACCAUCGAUACCGAUCUCACCUAACAAAUCUCGUUCCUUUGGUACAUUUUUUGUUGGUGGAUUGAAGCCUGGUACAGUAAUUGCUAUAUUGGUUGUGGUCCUAGCAGCUUUGUAUGUUUCGGCAGCGAUGAUGAUGUUCCGUAUCGAUAGAUUGCAUACGGCAUAUCUAAAUCAUCCUCUUGUCUCGCCGGAACAUUUUACGCAUGAUCGACUCUUGCAUUAUCUCAAUUCGAAUCUCGAUCAGAUUGCUAAGGUCCGCCAAAGUUUGCAAACGUUGUCGCAACAAUUUGUAGCAAUGAGUCAAGCUAGUGAAAGAGGAUCGGCAGCUGUAUCCGGAGGACCGGUAGAACCAGAAGAUGCGCCAAGUUAGCCCCCGGGGUGGAUAAAUAAUAAUAAUAACAAUAUCAUUAAACCAAAUAAUUAUACGAAUACCCGUCGCCUUGCUAGCGUAUGAAACGUGUCGUCUCGUAGUCUUCUUCAUGCGAGACGAUUAUGGCGAUCACCGAAUGGAUGAUCAUUGAUGAUAAAAUAUUAUCGUUUAGCACCAUUAUGAUUAGAACUUCCAGCUACCAAAAAAAAAAAAAUAAAAAAAAAAAAAAAAUAAAAAAAAGAAACAACAACAACAAAACAAGAAAAAAGAAGAACGGGAGCGUGGGCGGGGGGUGGGUAAUGACAUUCGUAGGCAGUUCAGCCAUGAAAAAAAGACGAGUGAAUUUUUCGAUUUUAUGGUGACUAUAUCCUUUCUUUAUAUACAUACAUAUAUAUAUAUAUAUGUGUAUAUGUAUAUGUAUAUGUAUAUAUAUAUAUAUAUAUAUAUAUAUAUGUGUAUAUGUUCUACCCCACAACCCUCACACCACAUCCAUCACCGUCAUCACGAUAGUCCACUUCGCCUUUUUUUCUUUUCUUUACAUUCUGGCGUUUUGUAUCGUUCGUUGUUACUCGUAAGUGGUUUUAUUAAAUGACUUAGAAAAAUUGUUAUGUAUAGAGGGAGAAAGAGAGAGAAAGAGAGAGAGAAAGAGAUUUUUUAAUGAAAAUAAAAACGACAAAAUGACAAGUCGAAAGAUGAAAAAAAAAAAAAAAAAAAAAAAAAACUGACAAAGGAUAUGAAAGUAAAAAUGGUGGUGCUUUUUAACGACGAACGAAAAAAAUGGUUUUUGUUUAUUUAAACUAGUCACGCGUAACUAAGGCUCCCUGGUGCGAAAUAAAAUACAUAUGAA